Naumovozyma castellii is the source of this 717-nucleotide messenger RNA. RefSeq names its product ESCRT-II subunit protein SNF8 (gene SNF8). The record is from RefSeq and is a predicted model, not a curated record. Bases 1 to 717 code for a protein of 238 amino acids. The transcript has a single exon. NCBI's taxonomy places the organism in Eukaryota, Fungi, Ascomycota, Saccharomycetes, Saccharomycetales, Saccharomycetaceae.
AUGAAACAAUUCGGUGUUGCCGCAUUUGACACAUUAGAGAAGGAGAAAUACGAAGGUAUCGGUACAGACCUAUUAAAACGACAGUCUCUUGAACUCCAAGAGCAACUCAAAAUAUUCCAAGAAAGACUCACUGUAUUUGCUGAUAAACAUAAUGAUGAGCUGAAGGAGAACCCCGAAUUUAGAGAAAAGUUCAUGCAUAUGUGUUCGUCAAUCGGGAUCGAUCCCCUUUCAUUAUUCAAUAAGGAUAAGCAUUUGUUUAACGUUAACGAUUUCUACUAUGAACUAUGUGUCAAGGUAAUAGAAGUAUGCAGACAAACUAAAGAUAUCAAUGGAGGUGUUAUAUCAUUUGAUGAAUUAGCAAAAGGUUAUUUUAAAGAUAUGGCGAUUGAAACAGCAGAUUUAGAAAAGGCCAUUGACAUGCUAUCCGCUUUAGACGGUGGCUUUGAAAUCUUCCGAAUAAGAGGGAAAAAGUUUCUAAGAAGUGUUCCAAAUGAGUUGACGAGUGAUCAGACUCAAAUUUUAGAGAUAUGUUCUAUAUUAGGUUACGCUAGUGUAUCCCUUUUAAAAGCAAAUCUAGAAUGGAGAAAUGUGAGGAGCCGAGCUGUUUUAGAUGAAAUGGUAGCUAACGGUCUGCUCUGGGUAGAUAAUCAGGCAGGUCCAGAAAUACAUUACUGGGAUCCUUCAUGGAUAACAACAGGACUUGAGAACAAUGAAUGA